AUGGAAGAAGAAGCGCAGAUUCCUCCAGUCACCACUCUGAGUGACAGUUCUGAAGAGGUCGCCCCUCCUCCAGCUCCAGCUCAUGGUAUAAAACGGAAACGCGACAAAGGUGACGGUUCAAAGAAGAAGCCUUCAAGUGACGAUGUUGUUAGAAUCCAAUGUAUGCUUGGGAAAAAGGGUCAUUGCAAGAAGAAUUGCAAACAUCAUUUUCGAGGGAAGCAAGGCUUUGAAGAGCUGCGCCAGUUUCGGCGCGAGUGGAGUCAGCUUCAUAAGACCGACCAGGAUGAGGUCGUACCUUAUUCGCUGCCUGUGCACAUCCUCUUCAUCCAGGAUGGCAUGGACCAAUCAAAGUUCAUGGUGCCUCGUCAUGCGCUCAUGCGAGCCAAGGCAUACGAGUCCUUCAUUCGCCCGAAACUCCAUGUGGCAGCAGUCAUAGCCCAUGGAAGGCAUGUGGCUUUCUACGUUUCGGAGGCCGACUUGGCGAAGGACAGCAACACGUCGUGCGAGAUCCUUGCCCAUUCUCUCCAGCAACUGGCUACCUCUGGCGUGCAGUUGUCAGAUUGCAACGUGACGUUGCAAGCUGACAACACCAGUCGAGAGGUUAAGAACGGAAUCUUAAUGAGAUACGUUGCAAGCCUGGUGAGUGAUUCCAUCAUCCGCACUGGAAGACUGUCGUUCCUGAGAACAGGACACAGUCGUGAAGACAUCGACCAACUAUUUGGUCAAGUGGCUUCGUGGGUGAAACUUAAAGUUCGAUCUGCGCUUACAUCCGAUGAUUUUGUGCAGGGACUGAAGCAAUUUUGCGCGCAGCUCGAACGACCCUAUGAGCCGAACCGGAUGGUGAUCAAGCUUGAUGUCACGAGGGAUUGGUGCUUUGACAGCGCAGUGGAUGCACCAGCGUGGCUUUUCGGCAAACUUCUUGUUUUUGCCUCGAUUGUGGGCUUUGCAGCAUUUGCCGGUUGGACUUCCUUCAGGCUUAUGGCUUCUCCGAAUGAGAUUCCAGUCGCCUUCCAAGAGCAGAUAGCCAAGUUUUUGCCAAUCCUGCGGCUGCCUGAAUUUGGUUUGGAUAGAGCUGCGGACUAUUUGCAAAGCUGGUGUGAAGGCACCUGGACCCGGCAGUUGCAGCUGCCUAGCAAUUACCGGAACGAAGCUCGAAUGUACAAAGACAGAUCGAUCUACCAAGCCGCUGCCAAAGUGUGGGCAGAGGGAGUGCCAUGGCCAGAAGCCUUGGAGAUUUGUAGAGCUUCGAUGGGAGCAGUGCACGUGUCGUUUGGCAAUUUCAAAGACGUGCGCAGUCAGGUGAUGGCGAACAGAGGCGCGCGCAUGGCGAACAACGCCACGCGGAGACCCUUGCACUGCUUCAACAUUCUUCGCCAAAUCAAGGAUUGGAAGAACGCCGCCGGCUUGGCAAAAGCGUUUUCCUUAGGCAAGAUGGAAAGCGAUGCCGUCUUUGCUUUGUCGACAGAUGUUCCAGAGCCUAUUUGUUCUGACCUGGAACGCCUUGUCACCACGCGUGGCAUGGGGCGUUUCCUUCACCACGAUGUGAUAGGAAAGGGAACCUUCAGCAAGGGGUGGACUAGCGGUGUGGGGUUGGCUGAAAGUUGGUCAGAGCCAUUGACGAAUUUGCCUCGAGAUUUCACACUGGUGAAACUUUACAUUCAGCGCUUGACUUCUGACCACGAUGCAACUGCCAUGCAGCUGCGCCGAGCUGUGAGCUUCAAAGAUGCGACGAAGGUGCAUCAAGCUUGCGGCGCGCCCUACGUUACCAAGAUCGAGCGGGGCAAAACCGAGGACAGAGAGCAAAAGGUCAAAGAGCUGGCUCAGCAAGUUGCAGCUGCCAAUUUGGUCCAUGUGAAGGCGCAAAUUGCAGCCGACACUGAUACGUUGCGGGCCAAGUUGCCUGGAAAGGCUGAAGCCUUGGCUGAGCACAACCUUGACAUGAAGUAUCUCCGAGAUCGCCAGACGAAUCUUGACGUUGCUGUAUAG
Durusdinium trenchii is the source of this 1986-nucleotide messenger RNA. Lineage: Eukaryota; Dinophyceae; Suessiales; Symbiodiniaceae. The record is from the annotation of a GenBank genome assembly.